Megalops cyprinoides (Indo-Pacific tarpon) is the source of this 844-nucleotide messenger RNA. RefSeq names its product GTPase IMAP family member 9-like. The transcript is spliced from 3 exons. The record is from RefSeq and is a predicted model, not a curated record. Gene Ontology annotation, molecular function: GTP binding. NCBI's taxonomy places the organism in Eukaryota, Metazoa, Chordata, Actinopteri, Elopiformes, Megalopidae. The coding region runs from base 113 to 844 and encodes 243 amino acids.
UAAAGGCAGCUCCGCUGUGCCGGCGGCGGCAGGUCACUUCCUCAACACGCUGCAUGCUCUCGGGAUUCUGCUGGGGGAUCCAGGUUCGACCGCGAGGGGAGAGAACAGCAGAAUGAGAGAUCGCCGCGUUGUGAUCACCGGGUGUCCAGGCUCAGGGAAGACGGCGACAGGAAACACCAUUUUUGGCAGGAGGGUAUUUACUUUUAGCACCAUUCCCAACAAUGUCACUCUGUCCUGUGGAAGCACCAAUGAGGAAUUCGGAGACCCUCGAUGGUUCCUGGUGGUGGACACGCCGAGCCCGUUGACUCCGGCUCACAGGGAUCAGUGCAUGACUUUGUGCCAGCCAGGCCCGCACGCAUUCCUGUUAACACUACGCGCCGGCCGCUUCACUGCAGAAGACGAGGCAGAGCUUCAGCAGCUGGAGCUGCUGUUUGGAGAGGACAUGUACAAUUACACCAUUGUCCUCUUUACACACAGUGACAUCAUAGAGACAGAUGGAAAAACCCUGCAAGACCAUAUAGAAAAUGCAAACCCAGACCUCAAGAACCUGUUGGAGAAGUGCGGGCAGAGAUACCACACCUUUGACAGCAGAAACCACAGUGACAGAAAACAAGUGAGAGAACUCAUUCAGAGGGUUGAUGAUGUAGUAAGGGUUAAUGGUGGUAAACACUACAAGAGGGUUCAAGAGCCCUUAAAGAAACUUGUAACCCAAUCUGUGCUGGCAGGAACCCUGCUUGGAGUCGUGCUGAGGAUCGCGUGGGUAUGGAUACAUGAAGAUAAGAUGGGACCUGAUUUGUGUUGGUGGGUUAUGCUGGGGGCGGGAUAUGGCCUCAGUGACACCUGA